CUGCAAGUUCUGCAGAGAGCUCCAGGUUUGCGACUUUCUUCACUGUCACGCAGGCUGAGCUGGGCUUUUUGGAGAUGCGACAGCCUCUGAGUCAGCCUGGUUCCUUUAAGCAAACCCUCACGCACGUAUACUUCUGUAAGUAUCCCCAAUGAGCUCACUGGUUUGUCAAAUUGGACUUGGCGUGUUCAUUGCUUUUCUUUAACCCUGGUAUCCGGUCUGGGGUGAAUAGACAUCUUUUGAUGCCCUUCCAGGAAAAGUCACCUUCCUUCCUUGGAAACUUUCUAAAAGGUGCCUGUUGUGAAUGACCACAAAGAGACAUCCAGUUCUCUCCAGGAGAUCAGACUUAGAGCUGUCUGGAAGAAGGCCCACAGCUGUUGGAAAGUGCAGGUGAGAAAACUUUGCCUGGGAGUCUGCACAACUUGGAGUGAACAAGAUGGACACCAAUAUCUCUCUCCUCAUGAACAUGUCUACAGGGAACCUCAUGAAUGUGUCUGCAAGGACCCAGUCAGCAUCUGCUGGCUACAUUGCUCUGAAUGUCUUCUCAUAUUUGAUGUUUGCAGUCACCUUUGUCCUUGGAGUGCUGGGCAAUGGGCUUGUGAUCUGGGUGGCUGGCUUCCGCAUGGUACGCACAGUCACCACCAUCUCUUACUUGAACCUGGCCAUUGCUGACUUCUGCUUCACCUCCACUUUGCCAUUUUUCAUCACCUCCAGGGCCAUGGGAGGACAAUGGCCAUUUGGUUGGUUCAUGUGCAAGUUCAUAUUUACCAUAAUAGACAUCAACCUGUUUGGAAGUGUCUUCCUGAUCGCCCUCAUAGCACUAGACCGAUGUAUUUGUGUCCUGCAUCCAGUCUGGGCUCAGAAUCACAGAACUGUGAGUCUGGCCAAGAAAGUAAUCAUUGGACCCUGGAUGUGUGCUUUCCUACUUACCUUGCCAGUUAUCAUUCGUGUCACUACAAUCCCUGAUAAACCUAGGCCAGGGGAAACAGGCUGCGCUUUUGACUUCUCCCCAUGGACCACAGAUCCUGUAGAGAAGCAGAGGGUGAACAUCACCAUGUUCACCAUCAGAGGAAUCAUCAGGUUCAUCAUUGGGUUCAGCAUGCCCAUGUCCAUUGUUGCCAUUUGCUAUGGGCUCAUAGCCACUAAAAUCCACAGGCAAGGCCUGAUCAAAUCUAGCCGUCCCCUGCGGGUCCUCUCUUUUGUCGUGGCUGCCUUUUUCCUCUGCUGGUGCCCAUUUCAGGUAGUGGCCCUUAUAUCCACAAUCAGAAUCCGUGAACGCUUGAGUGGUAUGACUCCAAACCUCCAAAUUGCAGUGAAUGUCACAAGUUCCUUGGCUUUCUUCAACAGCUGCCUCAAUCCAAUGCUCUACGUCUUCAUGGGCCAGGACUUCAGAGAGAGACUAAUCCACUCCCUGCCUGCCAGUCUAGAGAGGGCCCUGACCGAGGACUCAGCCCAGACCAGUGACACAGGCACCAAUUUGGGCAACAAUUCCUCUUUACCUUCUGAAGACAAUGUACAGGCAAUGUGAAGAAAGGGCUCCAACUUCAAGCUUCAUCUGCUUUGAGUUCCACUGUGCUAUAGACAUUCCCUGCUGACCUUCGAGCUACGCACUCAAUUGAAAAACUUGAGAUGACUUUUGGACUUUUGUACCUCAAUCUGAGCUGGUCAAUAAAGAGAAAAGACAAAAAGACCAUA
Molecule: messenger RNA, 1692 nt
Organism: Peromyscus leucopus (white-footed mouse)
Lineage: Eukaryota; Metazoa; Chordata; Mammalia; Rodentia; Cricetidae
Gene: Fpr1
Product: formyl peptide receptor 1
Exons: 3
Coding region: 434-1525 (363 amino acids)
Biological process (GO): inflammatory response; positive regulation of cytosolic calcium ion concentration; complement receptor mediated signaling pathway
Cellular component (GO): plasma membrane
Molecular function (GO): N-formyl peptide receptor activity; complement receptor activity
Source: RefSeq, a predicted model, not a curated record